UUGUGUGAUGUUAUGUGUAAUGUUUACUGUCAAUCUGUAUUCUUGUGUUAUGUGAAAGAACUUUUAAUUUUUUCACGAACACAUUAACCUUUUAUAAUUGGAUAAAAUGUCGAUGACAAUAAAUGAAGAUGAGAAAAACGAACUUAUUAAAAGUAUAGAAAAUCUUUUAGAAGAAUCAUCGACACUUAUUUCAGAUACAUGUUCAUCGCUCAAUUGGGAUGUCGGAAAAACAGUUAACAAUAAUGAUAAAACAUAUAUCAAGUGUCCGUUUAAUGAAGGUCAUAACCUCACAGACAAGAUCUUGACAAGACAUCUACAUAAUUGUGAACUCAAGUCCUUAGGUUACACAAACGAAUGUGUCUUUUUGCCUGAAACAACUGUUGAACCAUCUGAUCCUUCAACCAUUACUAUAGAUUUUCAACUUCAAUACACCAUUCUUCAAGAAGCCAAAACAAACAAUCCUGAAUUGAAUAUAGGAAGUAAUGAAAGAUUCAUUCCUUUAACGUCACAAAGAAUGACCAGUGACUUUUCAAGAGAUGAAAGAAAAGUAUUAUAUGAAUACAUAGUUGCCAAUACUUUAGCUCCUGAUAUUGGUGCAGAUAUUGUUGAUCUUAAUAAACCAGAUAAAUUAGAUAACAAAAGUACACCACUGCUAGAACUUUUAGCACAAGAGAGAGAUAUUAAAAGGCGGAGUACAAAACACAGAGGAGUGCAUACAAAUAAAAAGUCACACUAUGAGAUCAUGAAAGAAGUGAUUGAAAACCAAAUGGAAAUGUAUGUAGAACAUAUUUCAACAACUAAUAACAAACUACUUGUUAACAGUGAAAAUAGCAAAUAUGAAAAACAUGUCAAUGAAAGAAAAAUAAAAGAAAAAUAUUACGAUAAAGUUUCUCAAAUGAACUAUGAAGAAAAAAUUGGUAAAUCAAAUUAUAGAGAGAAUAAAGACUCAUCAAAGUAUAGUAUUGAAAAAGAUCACGAUUUUGAUUAUAAAAAAAACGAUAAAAUUCAUAAAAGGUACGAGCCUGAUCACAAACAUAGAAGUAGAGACUAUGAUAGACAUGAAUCGCAGAAUAAAAAAUUGUUUCCACAGCGUAAUGAAACAUCCGUUCAGAAUAAUCACAGAGAUGCCAAAAAAAUUGUUAAGUAUCCUGAUGAAACUAAUGAAACUUUUUCCUAUCGCAAAAGAAGCGAAGAAAAAAAUUAUGAUAAAUAUUUUGAUGGUAGCAGUGAUGAUCGCAAACAUGAACAAUAUAAUGGCUCACGUGCGCAUAAGCAUCAUGAAAAAGAUCGCGAAAGACCACGCAAGCGUCAUCGGAGCAAAUCAGAAGAUGAAAAAUCGCGAUACUCUUUCGAAGAAGAAAAAUAUUACAAAAAUAGAGAAAAAAGGUACGACGCUUACGAUGACAAAUACGAUUCAAGUGAAAAUCACAAAAGUCACAAAAUUCACAAAAGUCAUAAGAGUCAUAAAAGUCAUAAGAGCCAUAAAAGUCAUAAAAAAUCAAAACAUGAACGAGAUUGAGGAGGAAAAAGUGUAUAUACUUUGAAUUCAUUAUCUAAUUUAUAAAAUUGUAAAACUUGAAAUUUGUUACGAAUAAAUGUUUUUAUUUUUCUAAAA
Molecule: messenger RNA, 1615 nt
Organism: Trichogramma pretiosum
Lineage: Eukaryota; Metazoa; Arthropoda; Insecta; Hymenoptera; Trichogrammatidae
Product: U11/U12 small nuclear ribonucleoprotein 48 kDa protein-like
Exons: 5
Coding region: 107-1519 (470 amino acids)
Source: RefSeq, a predicted model, not a curated record